Messenger RNA from Penaeus monodon (black tiger shrimp), 1654 nucleotides. Its product is annotated as suppressor of cytokine signaling 4-like. Gene Ontology annotation, cellular component: phosphatidylinositol 3-kinase complex. Bases 150 to 1535 code for a protein of 461 amino acids. Lineage: Eukaryota; Metazoa; Arthropoda; Malacostraca; Decapoda; Penaeidae. Gene Ontology annotation, molecular function: 1-phosphatidylinositol-3-kinase regulator activity. The transcript has 3 exons. Gene Ontology annotation, biological process: phosphatidylinositol phosphate biosynthetic process; protein ubiquitination; intracellular signal transduction. The record is from RefSeq and is a predicted model, not a curated record.
CCUCGGAUCCCAAGAGCCCGGAGCCCAAGAGCCCAAGAUGGCAGAGCUGCGGAGCGUCAGAUGAGAGUGGACGUGUGCCCUAGCCCGUGACCGCGUCCUUUGGCCAUGUCUUGCGGUGAACCCACGCCCGAAGGCUAUCUCGAGAGAAGAUGAUGAAGAAGGUGAGCCUAGCGCUGAGCCGGUCGCCUCGCCAUGGGAGCAGCAGGUGCGGGAGUGCCAACGGUGAGGUGGUGCUGGGGUCGUCCUCGGCCGCCACGACCCUCGCCACCUCCUCGACCUCUUCCUCUUCUGCCUCUUCCUCCUCGCAGCACGACGCCGACAAGAAGAAAAAAUCGAGAGCCGGCGGGAUCCUGCAGACGUUGAAGAAGAAGAUCAGUGACAAGCUGGACACUCUCCAGCAGGGCGGCUCGAGCUCGACCUCGUCCUCGCGGGCCGCCCCCAGGAAGAGCAAGAGUGUCGAGGGCCUCUCCAACAGCUUCGGCGGAGACUCGUUCUCGCAGUCGGUGAGCGAGGAGUCCUCUAGUGAUGGCCUCAACGCCACUGGGGGCGGGGGAAGUGGGGGCACACACAAAGGCAAACAUAGCAAGCGUGCUAUCAGGCCUAUCAACACUCCCAUCAACACGCCCAUUACACGCCAAAACUCGUCAUCACAUGUGUUGGCAGCUAAUGGCGAGGUGGACACACAAGGGGGCAAGGGUGAGGGUGGCCAGGGCAUCACGGCAGCUGUGUCCCUGUACAGCAAGCCUAAAGGUUACAUAUCAGAUGCAUCAGUGCAGAAGCAGCAGCAGCAGGUGUUGACUGAAGGCCAGGUGCCCAGGGCCAACGGCCGGGAUAAAGUGCCGACAGUGACAGUGGAUAGUGUUGGGGGGGUUGAGGAGUGUGUGUACACCAGUGCCAAUGUUCCCAGAAGGGGCCUUGGUGUUGCCAAGAAUGCUGACCACAGUGCCAUAUCGGAGACGUCAUCACCACAGCCCAACCGGACGUGUGGAUGCGAGUUGUGGGACCUUCAGGACAUGAGUCUAGAUGCUAGUAAGAGGAGCCUGGCAGAAGAGCUCUUCCAUCUGGCAAAGUACGGAUGGUACUGGGGACCAAUCACACGUGCCGAGGCUGAGGAAAAGCUCUUUGACCAGCCUGAUGGAGCCUUCCUUGUUCGAGAUUCAUCUGACGACAAGUACCUGCUGAGCCUAAGCUUCCGGUCAUUCAACAGGACGCUCCACACACGCAUUGAACACAGCAAUGGCUGGUUCAGUUUCUACCCGCAUCCAGAGCAUGAGGGCCACACCAGCCUGGUGGGGCUGAUUGACCACAGCAUGAGCCAUUCUGAGUCAGGUGUCUUCUGCUACUCCCGAGCCCGUGGGCCUGGGUCUCCAUCCUUCCCUGUGAGGCUCACCAAGCCAGUCUCCAGGUUCACUCAGGUGCGAUCCCUACAAUACCUUUGCCGAUUUGUGAUCAGACAGUACACUCGUGUGGACCACAUACAGGCCUUGCCGCUGCCAACAAGGAUAAAGGGAUACCUUGAAGAAGGUCACUACUGACCCUGAAGAAGUGAGGUUGCAAGAACAUAGAUUGUGUCAUAAAUAUUUCUGCUUUAAACCCUCUUCCUCUUAUGGCAUGCGAGUGAGUAAUCUCAUUCAAGAAGAGAAAGACUUAAAGA